UGUGUGUGUUUAUUAAGAAAAAACUUUGACCUUCAGGUGCAAGUUCCUUUGUCGUUUGGUGGUCUUCACACUUUUGAUUGGUUUCGUAAUAUAUCACUUCACUAUAGUUCUGUAUAUUGACAUGUUGCUUUGGACGGUUAGCUACUUGGAAACUACUUCACUCAGUUGGCUCUACAAACGAAUGCUCAUUAAGUAGAAGUUUUCUUCGAUCCCAUUAGUAAUAGUCCAAAUUCACUGAAAACACAAUGCACUUAAAUUACUUGGUAUCCUCGACUCAAAGGGUCUGAAUUAGUCAAGCGUACAAAACAGUAAAUAUUGAAAGCUCUCCUGAACCGAUCGAUUCAGAACUUCUUUUCAUUGUAAGCUCGACUCAUUUUCGGAAUAUUGUUUCGUUCGCAGAGUUAGAAGUAUGAGUAAAUAAGGGCUUUCCUAGAACUCAUGGAAUUUCUAUAAGUUAAGUGACUUCUUCAUACGUAGACCAUUCCCACCAAAGAUAUAUAGUGUGUAUACAGUCUGUUAUUAAAAUGCUUUCAGAUGUUUAUUCUUAUUAACCGCACUUCUUCGUAUUACUGUAAUUUAUCCCUUUUACUUCUAACGCUCAUCUGACAGUCUAGUUUCAGAGAGUUCUAGGAUCUAAGUCAAAUCGUUAACGUUUGCGGCGUCGAAAAUUGCUGAAGUUAUCUUCCACAACACAUCAGCAACUCCGGUUUUAGCAUCUGAAGCCAGACUUUGUCUUCAUAGUAUUAUAGAUUGCAGAGAUUACCAUGUUUCGUCUGGCUUCCUAUUUAUACUUUUUGAAACUGACGAGGUUUUUUGGUUCUUACUCUUUCCUCUUAAAUGAAGUAACCAAAUUUUUGAUACACUUUUACAUAACAUUCUAACCACUUGCCACAAUAGGUCGGUAAUUAUCGGUUGUCUGUGCAACUUAAUUUUACCAAAUAUUCUGUAAGAUGGGCGUUAUUGAAAUGUGUACGGUGUCAUAUUAUUUAGGGGUAAGUCGGUUUGUUGUGGAUCUCCAUAAACACGAAGGGUAAUUCAUGUUGGCUCUCCGUAAUAGCCAAGCUUCAUCGUAGGUGGAUAUGCUAAGAUUCGGCAGGGUUCGAACGUUGAACUUUACAGCAGUUUGAUGUAAUGUGAUACAUGAUUUCGUAAACUCGGACCGUUACGAUUGGUGGCAAGUACAAUCUAUUUCGAAAUCGAAGGAAGCGAAUGGAAAAUUCAAUUGUGAACAAAACUAGAUUGUUUUACUAGAGGUAUGGGUACGGUAAACUGGUCUAUGGGUUGUGACGACCGCAAAGCGUGAUCAUAGAGCCCACAAGACGGCUGCUUGAGGCCGAUCAGUUUCACUCAGCAGUCUCUGUUGUGUUAUCUUGAUAUCUUCAAAGUCCUACCGCCUCAGUGAAAAUCUGUUUCUCACGGUGAGGCUUGGUACUUUUAAGGUCGACUUAACCUGAUCCCUCGUCCUUGUUGUAAAGGCACGGUCACUAAAUAUCCCGAUUGUCUGGUAGAAGACCACGUACUGUCGUCACACCAAUACCAGUAGUACUUCGCCUUCCGACCUGCAACUCACCAAACCAACAGCUUGUCAUUUUCGAACUUGAGGAAACAAAUGUUCCAGUUAGUUUAACUCUAUUAAGUCAUCAUGACAGGCAAACAACUCUCUAAAGUAGCACUUACAGUCACUGACCUUAUUAUUUAGAAAAUUUUCAAUAUGAUUGUUUCCUGUUUUGUACUAUUUUCACUUCAGCUAGAAAUGUACAGGUAAUGAAUUGUUCAUAACUUGCCCAAACAAUAUUACAGCUACAUGAACAGAUUCACUUCCGUACUUGGUAUGUAGUUGUUAUUCUUUAGCAAAGAUACUACCGACUUAUAUUUUCUUAAUCGAGUUCAUCAAACUUACUAUCUCAUUUAAUCGUUUCAGUAUUAUGGAGCACAGCACAGACAGUCAGGGUGAAGAAUCUAGUUAUCAAGAACCUUCGUAUUAUGAGGGUCUAGAUGGUUCUUUGCAAGAUCAUGAUGCAGACUAUCAAGCGGGUGAUAUCGAACAAAGAUCACCACUUCGUGAGCAAGACCGUUUUCUGCCAAUAGCUAAUGUUGCUAAAAUAAUGAAAAGAGCAGUACCUGGGAAUGGAAAAAUUGCUAAAGAUGCUAAAGAAUGUGUGCAAGAAUGUGUAUCAGAGUUUAUCAGUUUCAUCACUAGCGAAGCUGCUGAUAAGUGUCAAACUGAAAAGCGUAAAACUAUUAACGGUGAAGACAUUCUGUGUGCUAUGAAUACACUUGGCUUCGAUAAUUACAUUGAACCACUUAGAGCGUUUCUAGUCAAGUUUCGUGAAAUUAGCAAACUUGAGUCUUCAUUCAUUGAUGAAUCAUCUGUUCCCACCACAAUGUCUACCGUCCCCUCAGCGGUUGGUUCGGCUGUGAUCUUGAGUCCAACACUAUUAUCAACUGGCCCCAGUGGUUUAACCAACAUACCUUCACGAUCCCUGGCUGGCAGACAGUAUGCUGUAGUUAACGGCUCAAAUGAUAUACAAAACAAUAAUGUUCAUUCCGUAUCGACUCCAGAUAUCAAAGUAGCAAAUGCAGGAAUGACUACCCUAGGUACCCCUGUGUCUUCUUCUUUAGGGACUACAAUUAUUUUGCCAAUAUCAACUCCUUUGGCCUUCGUUAGUGGGCCUCAAACGUCAGUCUCGCUGGCCGACCAAUCGACGGAUUCAGUUUCUUGAUUCUAUGAUAAGUUCCGUUGGACGCACACUUGUAGUUUCUCAAUGUACGUGUUUAUCUACUUGCUUCCUCUGUUUAUCUUGUCAAAUAUAUUUAUACAUAUGAAUGCUUAAUCAUUUGAUUAUUUCCUUGUAUCAUGUAUUCUCACUUAGAAAUUGACUUUUCCAACUGAUAAUCGUAAUGCAAACAACAGAUCUUAAGUUUGUUUUCCCUGUUCAUAAACGCUAUUAAUCUUCAUUUUUCUACUUUUCAAUCUAAUUUUAAGGUGGAAAUAAGAUCAAUGAAUCUACAUUUUCUUUUCGUAUAUAUAUAAUCCUAUCUAGAAUUGUAUUGUCUUCAAGUUCCUGUUUACUACAUAUAUUAUUAUCAUAUUAAAAUUGUAUUUUUAAUUGCAUCUCCAGUUACCAAUUUUGUUUUAUGAACUGUUAAUUCUCUAUCACUGCUGUGAAAAGCUUUUAUGCUUCCACAUUCUGUUUGUAAUUCAUCCUCAUGUUUCAUAUUCCACUCAUCAUUAUCAAGCGAUCAUACUAUUUUUCUCUCUAUCGUUUAAUAAUACUUUCCUAAGAAUAAACCCAGUUAAGAUGUUUUUCAUUUAUGUAUUAGAAUUUCAUUUUUCCAUUACUGUUUAUUUGUAAUUUAUACUAAACAAUGAUGUUUGUAUACUCGCAGAUUGAUUCUGCGUGAUUUUACUUCAUACAAAAAUUAACGAUUCUGUUAUACCA
This is a messenger RNA of Schistosoma bovis, 3443 nucleotides long. The record is from the annotation of a GenBank genome assembly. Lineage: Eukaryota; Metazoa; Platyhelminthes; Trematoda; Strigeidida; Schistosomatidae.